This is a messenger RNA of Phodopus roborovskii (desert hamster), 936 nucleotides long. RefSeq names its product olfactory receptor 4A8-like. The record is from RefSeq and is a predicted model, not a curated record. Gene Ontology annotation, biological process: G protein-coupled receptor signaling pathway. Gene Ontology annotation, molecular function: olfactory receptor activity; G protein-coupled receptor activity. Gene Ontology annotation, cellular component: membrane. Lineage: Eukaryota; Metazoa; Chordata; Mammalia; Rodentia; Cricetidae.
AUGGGACAGAGAACCAAUAUCACAGAGUUUGUUCUUCUGGGCCUCACUCAGGACCUUGCUGGGCAAAAAGCAUUAUUUGUUAUGUUUUUACUCAUCUACAUUGUGACAAUAGUGGGUAACUUGAUCAUCGUUGGGACAAUCAUUGCUAGUCCAUCCUUAGGAACUCCAAUGUACUUCUUCCUUGCUUAUCUGUCACUUCUGGAUGCUAUUUAUUCCACUACAAUUUCACCCAAGUUGAUGGUAGACUUGCUGUGUGACAGAAAGACUAUUUCCUUUCCUGCUUGCAUGACUCAACUCUUUUUGGAACACCUACUUGGUGGUGCUGAGGUCUUUCUUCUGGUAGUGAUGGCCUAUGAUCGUUAUGUGGCCAUCUGCAAACCACUGCAUUAUUUGAUCAUCAUGAAUCGGCGGGCUUGCUUCCUCCUGUUGGUGGUGUCCUGGGCUGGCGGCCUUGCACAUUCUGUGGCUCAACUUCUCUUUGUAUACAACCUGCCCUUCUGUGGUCCCAAUAUCAUUGACCAUUUUAUCUGUGACAUGUACCCAUUAUUAGGACUUGCAUGCACUGAUACGUACUUCAUUGGCCUCACUGUAGUUGCCAAUGGUGGAGCAAUAUGUAUGUUAGUCUUUAUCAUACUCAUAAUCUCCUAUGGAAUCAUCCUAAGAUCUCUUAAGACUCACAGUCAGGAAGGGAGGCGCAAAGCCCUGUCCACCUGCAGCUCCCACAUCAUUGUCCUCUUUUUUGUUCCCUGUAUUUUCAUGUACGCUAGACCUGUUUACAACUUUUCUAUUGAUAAAUCCAUUACUGUUUUUUAUACAAUUAUUACUCCUAUUUUGAAUCCUUUAAUAUAUGCCUUAAGAAAUUCAGAGAUGAAAAAGUCUAUGGAAAAUCUAUUGCAGAGUUUUAUCUACGAUAGAAUAAGAAUGUCUUCUUACUGA